This is a messenger RNA of Alosa sapidissima (American shad), 1952 nucleotides long. RefSeq lists its product as uncharacterized. The transcript is spliced from 6 exons. Bases 558 to 1232 code for a protein of 224 amino acids. NCBI's taxonomy places the organism in Eukaryota, Metazoa, Chordata, Actinopteri, Clupeiformes, Clupeidae. The record is from RefSeq and is a predicted model, not a curated record.
CUUGAAUGUGUGGAUUGAAAUGAUUACAACUAGUGUUCUAGAACUCUGCCGGCAUCAACAUUUGGAAUCUUCUGAACAUUCUAAGUAGCGCAAAGUAGAACACUGAGGGAGAAGUCAAGUCAGUCUGACCUGGCAACACCAGAGAUAACAUUGAGAGAGAUCUUUCUGCUGGCGAUUCUGCACUUAUUCAUCAAUCAUCUGUUUUCAUAAUUGUUUGAUAUUGUUAAUAUUGUUUCCUCAUCUAUUACUACAAAAGGACUAAAGAGGAGUCUAUUUUAAACAUCUUUAGAUCAAAUAGAAGCCUAUUUGAAGAUGGAGGUGAGAGGAGAGUUGAGAGGAGAACGUGGCUGCUUCAUGGAAGCCAUGAGAGCCAUCUUCAACUCCAUCCGAGACCGGCUCAGACCAAGGAGAACCCGACAGACGACCAAGAAUUAUAGGAUCUGUUGCACUCUGCCGUGGCCAAGAUCAAGUCAGAGAAAGAGAGAAACCUGAAGAAACAACUGUCAUCUGGGCUGAACACCAGGUUGCCCAAGAGAAACCGCUCAGCUAACGUUAAAAUGGCUAACGUGGACACUGCUGAGAGAAGGGUGCAGGAAGUUGGAGCUCCAGGAGAACUCAAGGAAAGACUGAAGUCUCAUGUACGGGCUUUUAGAGUGAGGCGUAAGCCAUACUGGGUGCCCCAGAGAGGCUGGGGACAAAACAACAUGAAUGACAUGAACACGGAGGACACUCAGGCAAGAAAGGAUCUUCGGCCUACUGAAGCAGCCAGUGAGAAGGUGAACGUGGAGAAUACUCUGGUUGAGGAGGAUCUUCAGCCUGAUGAACCAGUUCUUCAGCCUGCUGAGCCAGCCAGCUGGGUUAUGGGCUACGGCCAGAUGUGGCGGGAAAUGACCGAGCAAGAUGGCCCUGUGCUUUGCAGCAACGUGCCCAUCAUACACUCCGGUUCUGGUUCCAGAGACCAUUUCCCAGCUGAAUGGGCCCUUGACCACCUGAUGGAGGAGCAGAGGGCAUCAGCGAACAAGGAGGGACCAGUCAGUGAGAGGGCAAAUAUGGAGGAGACUGAGGCCAAAGAGGAUGUGCAGCCUGGUGAACCAGCAAGUAACCUUUUCAAUUUCUUUCUAAAAGGCUGGGUUGUGGCCUAUGGCCAGAUGUGGCGGGAAAUGACCGAGCAAGAUGGUCCUGUGCUUUGCAGCAACAUGCCCAUCAUAUACUCUGGCCCUGGCUCCAGUUAGCAUUUCCCAGCUGAAUGGGGCCUUGACCACCUGAUUGCUUGACCUAGCAAAUGAUCAUGGGAACACCUCUAAUUAUAGGUGGCUGGGCUUUGUGAACGUGGACAGGCUGGUAGAGCACGGGGAGCAGGACAGGUCAUUGUGGACAGCCAAGAGACAUCUACUGUCAAGCAACAUCUACUGUCCUUCAACUGCUCAGAUGCCCUUCAACUGGCCUACGUUAUAUUACAUCAUUAUUACAUUAUUAUUAUUACUACUGUUAUGAUGUAUUAAAUUAAUAUCUCAUUACGAUUCUACAUCAAAUAAAUAUGUUUACAUACAGAUUAAACUGUCUUCAAGCGUGUGUGUAUGGGUGAGUUUGCUUCUAUGAAGGCAUGAAAUAGAACUGAACUGAGGAGUAGUUACUUUCUGAUGACUUAAUUGGGUUCUGCAGCUCUAAGUGCUACUUGCCAAAUUCAGGCAAUAAUAAAGAUGAAAAACCUACAUAUUAGUAGUCAAUAUGGUGGACAAGAGAUAACUAAGAGAAAAAAAUAGAUCUAAGAUGUCACAAGAAAGAGUCUUGGGCCUUACAGUUGUUUAAAACCUAGCAGACAGAAGAUGUGCAUGGUUGUGCAGCAAACUGUGUUAUGUGAAAUUAUUGCUGUUUUUGCAGUGCACCAUCAUGUGCAGUAACAGCAGUGGGGUCUGUGCUCAAUGUAAUGCAAACUGCAAUUAGAAACAUGU